CUUCCCAUUGAGAUACUUCAUUUUUGCGGCACAAACCUUCGCGCAAAGUUUAGGUUAUUCAAGUGAUUUGGCCUUUUUUCCCCUCUUUUGCGGCAUUUCAGUAUUUUUUUAAGGAUGCUUGUCUCUACAUGGAAUAGAUACUGUGCUGUGAUGUUUCUCGUCGCUACACUGAGGACGGGGACAUCCCAGGUAUCAGAGGCGCGCCCAAAGGCGAACUCCAUCAAGCCUGCUCUGCUGGAAGAGACACCCACACCCGCCACAAACCGCUCCGCUACUGUCCACACCGGGAUCACCAAGAAGUAUAACGUCCUUGCGCAGCAGAUGUAUCCCUGUAGCAACGAUAAGGAGUGCAGUGUGGGAAGUUACUGCCAUAGCCCCCAACAGUCUCCCUCUCGCUGCCUCACCUGCCGCAGGAGGAAGAAGCGUUGCCAUCGAGAUGCCAUGUGCUGUCCCGGGAACCGCUGUAGUAACUAUAUUUGUGUCCCUAUCUCUGAGAGUGUGCUUUCACCUCACAUCUCAGCUUUAGAUGAGCAUAACAAACUUUCCACCAAAGACCACAGCUGGAGGAAGAGUGGGAAAGCACAUGCUAAGCAUCCUCUUAAAGGCCAUGAGGGCGACCCUUGCUUGCGUUCAUCUGACUGCUCGGAGGGCUACUGCUGCGCCCGCCAUUUCUGGACCAAAAUCUGCAAGCCGGUGCUGAGGCAGGGAGAGGUGUGCACCAAGCAGAGGAAGAAAGGCUCUCACGGUUUGGAAAUCUUCCAGCGCUGUGACUGUGCCAAGGGCCUCUCCUGCAAGGUGUGGAAAGACGCCACCUCCUCGUCCAAAUCCAGGCUCCACAUGUGCCAGAAGAUCUGAAGCGGAGGCAGCUGCUGUCGGCGUAGAGGCCUCUCUCUCUCCAUCUGCCAGGGAAAGUUUUUUAAAGGAUGGGUUGUGGCUGUACUGAAAAGGAGCAAAAGACAGAGACUAACAAGAGACAGAACAGACUGUGUGGGUUGCUAUUCAGCAAGCAGAAAGCGAAUGGGAAUGCUUUAAUGUGUUUGCUGUGAGUCGUCCAUCCCUGCACCCACAUACAAACACGCACUCUCAGACACACACACACACACACACACACACACACACACACACAGACACACACACACACACACAUACACACACAGACACACACACACACACACAUACACCUUUUUAUGACAUUCAGGGAGCCACAAAGUUAGCCAGCAGAUGCUGUGAUGUAGGUGUGGACUUUUUCCAGAUGGAGGCAACAGACGUAAAAGACAGGUACAGACAAGCCAUAUUAUUACUGCACAGUACAUUCCUCACCAAACUCUAAAGUCCAAUUGCUCUAAAGACAUGAAUAUCCUUUGUUUUAUUACCGGAUCUGAAUUUUGCAAUGUUCUGUCGUCUGUUACGUAAAAUCUCAGCAUCUCACUCUUCAUGUUGUUUUUGUUCAGUUCUAUUCAACUAUUGCUAUGCAAAACAUUCACAACCAGUAACAAUGUCCAGACCCACUAAAUACUGGUCAUAUUAUAUGAGGAACUAAUCGCAUACACUGUUCACUACAGACUUGUGUAACGGUAUUCUGGGACUUCAAUGCGACGCAUAAUACUCUUAAACCAAAGAAUGAAAGAACAUUUACAUUAGGAUGAUGAGUUUCAUCUGGGACAUUAGCUCCUCGCUCGAUUUUUAGCCACAAGAAGAGAGAUAAAGUAUUGCGUCCGUUGUGGAAACCUUGUUUGAUCUGUCAGAUACAGCUGCAUUCUAUUGUGAUACAACUGUGUGGGUAAGACUGUUUGCACUGAGGUAGUGCUCUACUGCAGACUUAGCGGUUCCGAUACCAGACAGAGAAUGGCUCUGCUUUUUCAAUCACAGGAUUCAAGGGUAUGAUGGAAGUGCAAUUUUUUCCAUUUACAAAGCCAGUAGGAAUGGAGACGUGAGAAGAUUGAUUAGAAUUACAAAAAGUCUCCAUAAACCGGGUGUUCUCAAGAAGAAUUUCAGUUUGAGUCAACAUUUUGUUGAUGGCGCAAGGUCCUGUUUAUUUUUCUGUUUUUCAAAUAUGACUGCACACUUUCCUCUCAUGAAAUACUGUGCAGUUAUGUUGUACUGGAUGUGAAGCAGUGCACCACUCCUUUUAAACAACCAGUUGUUAACUAAAUAGUCAAUAUAAUAUCACAUUUGUCUCCUUUUGCUUUAAUAUUUUUUUAGAGCAUCAAGUACACAUAUUUUGUAACCAUCUAAAAUAUCAAUAAGCUCUUAUAUUGUAAAUAGAUUGGAAACAAUGAAAAUGUAUUUAAGAAUCAAUGUAUAUCAUGUACAUAUAAUAAAAAUAUGAAUCCUAAACAUUACAGCAAAAAUGAUCUAGGUGAGAAGAGUAAAGGGAUGAGAUAGGAUGAGCACAGCUGGAUAGAUUCAGAAAUAAAGUAGUGGAAAUGAUAUAAGCUGUGCGUAUAGAAAGGGGGGGGAGAAGCAUAGAUAGCUUUGACUGAUAUUACAGACUGGAUGCAUCAAAAGGAUAACAUAAAGACAAGCACGUUAACUUCCAAAAUAGUUUGUGUAAAUGGUGUGUAAAUGGUGUCAAGAUUUAUAUCCCACUAAAUAUUGUUUGUGUGAAUACUUCUCACUGAUUUGUUUUGUGUAUUUACAAUGAUGAAUGAA
Molecule: messenger RNA, 2652 nt
Organism: Thunnus maccoyii (southern bluefin tuna)
Lineage: Eukaryota; Metazoa; Chordata; Actinopteri; Scombriformes; Scombridae
Gene: dkk2
Product: dickkopf WNT signaling pathway inhibitor 2
Exons: 4
Coding region: 115-855 (246 amino acids)
Biological process (GO): multicellular organism development; negative regulation of canonical Wnt signaling pathway
Cellular component (GO): extracellular region
Molecular function (GO): receptor antagonist activity; co-receptor binding
Source: RefSeq, a predicted model, not a curated record